AGGACUUUUAUCCAAGUCAGAGGAAACCAAACUAACAGGGAACAGGGAGCCAGCGCGUACAUAUCCAGAGGCCGAGCCUACAGUUAUCAGUAUUGUUUUAAUCUUUCAUCGGUAGUGAAAAUGAUCCAGUGCAUGCAGUUGAUGUUAUUUCUCUCUGUUCUGGUGGCGUUUGCCGCCUGUAAUGCUCCCCCGGUACCGUUAGACGACAUCUUCAUUGAGAAAACGUUCGUGCCGGAGCAGUGUGUACGCGCAGUUAAAGUCGGGGAUUAUGUUAGGUAUCACUACAAUGGCGUGUUUCCGGACGGCAAGAAGUUCGACUCCAGUUACGACCGUGGCAGCUCCUACAACGUGUUUGUGGGCAAGAAGCAGCUGAUCGAAGGGAUGGACAAAGCUCUGGUGGGGAUGUGUGUCAACGAGAGACGUCUGGUCAAGAUCCCACCUCACCUGGCCUACGGAUCACGAGGAUACGGUGACAUCAUCCCUCCUGACUCCAUCCUCCAUUUUGACGUCCUGCUGCUCGACGUGUGGAACCCAGAGGAUGGCGUCCAAAUCAACACUUACCACACGCCCUCAGUCUGCUCCAGAAAGGUGGAGGUUUCUGACUAUGUCCGCUAUCACUACAAUGGCACCCUGCUGGACGGGACGCUCUUUGAUUCCAGCCAUACCCGUAUGCGUACCUAUGACACAUAUGUCGGGAUUGGUUGGCUGAUUGCGGGUAUGGAUCAGGGUCUCCUGGGAAUGUGUGUUGGGGAGAAGCGCAUCAUUACUAUGCCACCAUCACUUGGAUAUGGAGAGAACGGAGAUGGUAGCGACAUCCCAGGACAGGCGUCUCUGGUGUUCGACGUUGUACUUCUGGACCUCCACAACCCCAGAGAUGGGAUCACAGUGACGAAUCAGAAGGUGCCCGAGUCCUGCACGAGGAAGACGGUCACCGGAGACUUUGUACGCUACCACUACAACGGCAGCCUCCUCGAUGGAACCUUUUUUGACUCCAGUUACUCCCGUAAUCGUACCUAUGACACCUAUGUGGGACGAGGCUACGUGAUUGCCGGCAUGGAUGAGGGUCUGAUUGGAGUCUGUGUAGGAGAGAAACGCACCAUCACCAUCCCACCACAUCUGGCCUAUGGAGAGGAGGGUACAGGCUCAAAAAUCCCUGGUUCAGCUGUGCUUGUGUUCGACAUCCACAUCAUCGACUUUCACAACCCGUCAGACAGCACUGAGGUCGCUGUCACCUACAAACCAGAGGAGUGUGACAAGCAAACCAAAAAGGGAGACUUCAUCAAAUACCACUACAACGCUUCUCUAUUGGACGGCACUUCCAUCGACUCCACGUACAAUUAUGGGAAAACAUACAACAUUGUACUGGGAGCCAACCAGGUGGUCCCCGGGAUGGAGGAUGGGCUGAUGGAGAUGUGUGUGGGAGAGAAGAGGCACCUAGUAAUUCCUCCCCAUUUGGGCUAUGGGGAGAGAGGAGUCACUGACGAAGUUCCAGGCAGUGCUGUGAUGGUGUUCGACAUCGAGCUUGUAGACAUGGAGGAAGGACUUCCUGAAGGCUACAUGUUCAUCUGGAACGACGACGUGUCACCUGACCUCUUUGCUGAGAUGGACAUGGACGAGAACAAGCUGGUGGAGCCCUCUGAGUUUACUGACUACAUCAUGCGACAGGUGAAUGAGGGAAAAGGCCGACUGGCUCCUGGCUUUGACCCUUAUCGCAUCAUUGACAACAUGUUCUCCAAUCAGGAUCGAAACGGUGACGGAAAGAUCACAGAGGCAGAGUUCAAGCUUAAAGCAGAUGAAUCCACCCAUGACGAGCUAUGACGGGACUGAGUGCAACAUUCAGAUCAUGGUGUAGGCCGCAGGUUCAAUGGUGGGUGGGGGGGGGGAUACUUCUUUGGGUGGUAGAGCAGAAAAGGAUAUUAAAUGUGUAAAGUAAGUGUGGAGUGAGAAAUGUGCCAAGAGAUUUUUUUUUUAAAUCCAAGACUUAGAUGAUGGUGAAAGGAUGCUCUGUCCAAAAAAAGCCAAGAAAGAGAAAAUAGGAUUAUUUUUUGGGCAAAAAAUUUGAAAAGCAAACACCUCGUUUAAGGACUUACAUGACAGUGAAUUACUUAAAAUGUUUGUAUCUCCUGUCCUUUAAAGUUCAUGUCUUGUUUUGUGUUUUUUUUUUUAAUAUUGUUAUUUUUUGAAGGGUACAGAAGCACCACUCCUGUGAGAGAAAACAAAAAAAGGCCUCACUCUCUCCAAACACUCUUUUAUGAAUUUGUUUUUGUUAAGAUUUUUAUAGCUGUACAUGUUUUUGUUUUUAUGAAGUGGGUGUCAGCUUCCAUUGACAGUCUUCCAGGAGCAACACGUCGGUCAUCCUACACUGUUAUACACUGUGGUGGAGGUCAUAGCUACCCAGAGUUACAUCACAUGUAGUGAUGAAAAAUUGUUACAGAGGAAGUAAGAACAGGAUUUCAGCACAUAGUUGCUAGUUUACUUUACACCAUUCACUGUUUUACUUUUAAACAUUAGGAUUCCUUCUGUGUUUCCUGCUGUUCAAGUCAUCCAUAACAACACUGAGAGGUCAAAAGUCCUAACAUUUUUUGGGGGGAUUUCAAUUCUUGUAUUUUUCUGUUGGUCAACAAGGUAUUCAACGGGUUGUUUUUGUCCUCAUCCAAAUGUCUGCACAUGAUAGCAGUCUAAGACAGAGUGUGUGCGUGUGUGCAUGUGUGUGUGUUUGUGUUUUUAUGUGUGAGAAAAAGAGAGUAAAAGAGCAUGUGAAUAUGUUUUUUCAUUCAGGAGAAUACUGGGGCUUAUUGAUUAUAAAAAUCUGAUUAAAUGACCUGACCUUAA
This is a messenger RNA of Labrus mixtus (cuckoo wrasse), 2832 nucleotides long. It is a transcript of the gene fkbp9, whose product is annotated as FKBP prolyl isomerase 9. Bases 121 to 1818 code for a protein of 565 amino acids. Lineage: Eukaryota; Metazoa; Chordata; Actinopteri; Labriformes; Labridae. The record is from RefSeq and is a predicted model, not a curated record. The transcript has 10 exons. Gene Ontology annotation, molecular function: peptidyl-prolyl cis-trans isomerase activity; calcium ion binding.